Messenger RNA from Canariomyces notabilis, 2230 nucleotides. Its product is annotated as Zip-domain-containing protein. The record is from RefSeq and is a predicted model, not a curated record. The transcript has 5 exons. Lineage: Eukaryota; Fungi; Ascomycota; Sordariomycetes; Sordariales; Chaetomiaceae. Bases 159 to 1760 code for a protein of 533 amino acids. Gene Ontology annotation, molecular function: zinc ion transmembrane transporter activity. Gene Ontology annotation, cellular component: plasma membrane. Gene Ontology annotation, biological process: zinc ion transmembrane transport.
GGCCCCCCGCAGGUGCCAUCAAGACCUAAGUUUAACCCAAAGGCAAAUGAUUUCUGAUGUUUUGUACUUUCAAUAACAACCCGACCAUCGAAGACAAAGGGAAGCCUCGCCCCAACACAAGUAGUGGACAGAACUGAACUUGACUCAUCGUGUCCACUAUGAACCGGCCGUCUCGUACCGAUGAUGACUUUGAUCAUCCGACCUGGAACCAGAACCCGCCCUUCCUGGCCGCCGACCUGACCACCCGCCAGGAUCUCAACGGCAUCGCCAAUGCCCGCGAGCACCGGAACCGAGACCCCGGACCGGCCAAUAGCUUCGGCAUUCUCGACGACGAGAAAAUUGCUGCCGAUGGCCGUGUUUCAGAUUCCCGUGACAUAACGCGGCAGCACCGCCCUUCUGUAAUGAGCGGCCGGUUCACCCGUCCGCUCAUUGCAGCCCCCAAGACAGUGCUUGGUGGUGAAGGCCAAGCCUGUCUCUCCACGCCUCCAAUUCGACCCCCUUCGAGUUGGACCGGCUGGAUCGCGUCUGUCGCUAUCGUGUCGACCGUCGUCAUUUUUCUUGAAAAGUUUUUCAUGGUUUUGUUUGCAAGCACCGUUAAGCCGGUCGAUUUGAAUGCCAUCAGAGGGGGAACCACAUUGCGCCGCCUUUCAAGGCGCCAGGAUGCCUGCGUCGGACAGGCCGGCGGGAUAAGCAGUGACUAUAACACGCCGCUUCACGUCGGCGCCCUGAUCAUCAUCCUCGGCGUGUCAAGCUUUGCCUGCGGCGUCCCCAUGCUCGCCGCCAAGUUCCCCGUGCUCCGUAUCCCCGAACCCUUCUUUUUUGGAGUCCGCCAUUUUGGCACUGGCGUCCUGCUCGCCACCGCUUUUGUACACCUGCUGCCUACCGCCUUCAUUUCCCUCGGGAACCCCUGUCUGUCCAAUUUCUGGACGACAGACUACCCCGCCAUGCCGGGCGCAAUCGCCCUGGUGGGCAUCUUUUUCGUGAGCGUCAUCGAGAUGGUCUUUAGUCCCGCGCGCGGUUUCAUCCCUCGGCCCGACGCUGGUUUGGAAUCGCAAUCCGCCGUCACGGUCCGGCGCUCCGUCGGGGCCGGACACUGCGGGCAUGCGAGCGACGUUGCUGCGGCCAUAACACGUCCUGCAACCAACACUCGUUGCGGGAGUAUCGAGCCGGAGCCGGCUCCGAUGCGGGACCACCACACCUCGGGGGAGAAGUCCAAAGAGACGCUAGAAAUAGAGUCUCAGGGCACGGAGCUCACGGCGGAACAGCUGCACAAGAAGAGCAUCCUGCAGUGCAUGCUGCUGGAAGUGGGGAUCCUGUUUCACAGUGUUUUCAUCGGCAUGGCUCUGAGCGUCGCAGUAGGGGGCGACUUUGUCGUGCUUCUGAUUGCAAUUGCCUUUCACCAAACCUUUGAAGGCCUUGCCCUCGGUGCCCGCAUCGCCUCCAUCACAUGGCCCAAAAACACCCUCCAGCCUUGGCUGAUGGUGCUCGCUUACGGGUGCACUACACCAAUAGGCCAAGCAAUCGGCCUGGCCACUCACACACUGUACAGCCCAGACUCGGAGUUUGGCCUGAUCCUCGUAGGCACCAUGAACGCCGUCUCGUCCGGGCUGCUUGUCUUUGCCGCCCUGAUCGAACUGCUCGCCGAGGACUUUCUCAGCGACCACAGCUGGGGCGUCCUGCGCGGCCGCAAGCGUGUUGUUGCGUGCCUCCUUGUGCUGUUCGGCGCCGUCUGCAUGAGCCUUGUCGGCGCCUGGGCUUGAUCAAGGCUCGUUCGCUUUGCUAACAGGAAGGGUAGAUGAGUAAGUGGGUGAUCAGCAGCCGGUGCCGCGGGGUGAGCUGCUCGGGUGGGCCGUGCUGUGAUAGAUUGUGGGGUGAGUGACUUGUUCUGCGUACCUAUGACAUGUUUUGUGUGAGGAUAGGAGGUUGUUGUGCAGGGGAAUUGGUGGAAGCGGGAUUUUGGUUAUAAGCGUUCUAGUUGUGCUAAGUGUAUCCAGCAUAAGCGCACCGGCUACCUGCCCAGGCUGGUGGUUGCCAUGGCGUCGUAGCGCGUGCAAGCGGUUGGAUAGGGAAGGGUGCAGGUGCUUGGAUGUUUGAUAGCUGACGAACAAGCAUCGAAUGCCAUCGUCGAUACAGUUUGAUAGCUCAACCAUUGUAGGUUUUAAGAUGUCUUUCGUUUUGGGCAGAGCGGGAUCCAGACUCCUGAGGGCAGGUACUGUCAUCUGGCCUGGGC